Molecule: messenger RNA, 2726 nt
Organism: Dipodomys spectabilis (banner-tailed kangaroo rat)
Lineage: Eukaryota; Metazoa; Chordata; Mammalia; Rodentia; Heteromyidae
Gene: Tnfsf8
Product: TNF superfamily member 8
Exons: 4
Coding region: 274-978 (234 amino acids)
Biological process (GO): CD8-positive, alpha-beta T cell differentiation; immune response
Cellular component (GO): membrane
Molecular function (GO): tumor necrosis factor receptor binding
Source: RefSeq, a predicted model, not a curated record
UACGCGUGUCCUCUGACAUCAGCCACCUUCCCUGUUUCUCUGCACUCAAAUCAAAUUCUGGCAGAUGAAAAAUGAACCUCUCCCCCACCCUUGCUGCCUCCUUUUGCCUCACACCCCCAGAAAAGGGUUGCUCCGCCAAGCAGAGGGUGAAGGUUUUUUUCCAAGUCACAUGAUCCAGGAUGCAUGGGGAAAAUCCUUGGAACUGAGAUGGGCCCAGAACCGAAUCUGAUGAGGAGAGAGAUAAGGUGUGAUGCGGGGCUGCCUAUAUAAAGCAUGGAGCCCGGGCUGCAGCGAGCACCCUUCCGCAGGACCCCUUCCUCUCAGCCAGCCAUGCAGGUGCCACCUGGCUCCGUGGCCGGCCACUGGGGAGCCACAAGCCGCAGCUACUUCUACCUCACCACAGCCGUGCUGGUUCUGUGUCUGGUCGUCACAGUGGCAACCAUCAUGGUGCUAGUGGUACAGAGGACGGACUCCAUUCCCAGCCCACCUGACACUGUUCCCCUUAAAGGAGGGAAUUGCUCAGAGGACCUCCUAUGUAUUCUGAAAAAGGCUCCAUUCAAGAAGUCAUGGGCCUACCUCCAAGUGUCGAAGUACCUCAACAAUUCCAAGCUCUCUUGGAACCCUGACGGUAUCAUCCACGAAGUCAGAUACCGGGACGGGGAUCUGGUCAUCCAGUUCCCAGGCUGGUACUUCAUCAUGUGCCAAGUUCAGUUCCUCAUGCAAUGCUCAAAUCGUUCCGUGGACCUGAAGUUAGAGCUCCGUGUCAACAAAAUAGUCAAGAAACAGGCCCUCGUGACAGUAUGUGAGGCCGGAGUACACACCAAAAGCAUAUACCAGAAUCUCUCUCAGUUCUUACUUGAUUACUUGCAGGUCAACACAACCGUAUCAGUCACAGUGGAUCAAUUCCAAUAUGUGGAUACAGUCACCUUUCCCCUUGACAAUGUGCUGUCCAUCUUCUUGUACAGCAGUUCAGACUGAACCAUUUCACUUGGCCUUCAAGAAGAAAGCAACUCUCAACCAUACAAUACUGCAUCCAUCCAAACACUUGGGAAAAAAAAAGACUGAAAUCACAAAAAAAUGAAUUAAAUAGUAUAGUUUUCUCCUUGUAUGUCUUGGAAAGAUACAACUCCAAGGUUUAAAAAAAAGUAAGGUAUCUUUCAGAGGCAAACAGGGAAGCAAUGUGGUAUGAUUGACAGAGAGGCGCUAGGGAAUCAGAAGGGACUGGGUUGCUCCAACUCAACCACUAAUUCACUAUUUGAUGCUGAUCUAUUCUUUCCUUUCCUUGGAGCUCAGGAUACAGAUCUGAAUAACUAAGAGGACUGGGUUUGAAUUUUGUUCCAAAAAUGUUUUCACCUCUGAAGAUCAGAUUUGUAAGCUGAGAUUCUGGAUAAGUGUUCUGGAAGUUCACAACCAAAGGAAGGACCCAUAUACCAAUAUAAAAACUAUGGCACCCCCAACAUCCGGCUGCACUUUCUUUUAGCUGGUCAUAAGGACAAGGUUCAAGGCACCUUGUAGAAUGCUCCCAUGUUCAGCCAACCCUCUGCCAGCUUGUAAUGGUCAAAGUGAUGACGUCAUUUAGCAGGGCAAAGCUGCUUCCACCUCCUUGGUAAUUGAUGUAUAUUUCCUACUUCCAACUCGUGAGAGACAAUUCUGUGAGGGUCUUUAAUCCCCUACAAAGUUGUUGACAGAAAACAGGAACCCUGAAAAUGGUGAAAACUUCGAACCUACAGCUAUUUCCUCUCCUGACUCCAGGGCCAUGAGAUUUCUCUUAACUACAACAAAUUUGACUUUCCUCCUUCAUCCUUUUGGAUGACUCCUUAUUUGUUGAAGUAGGUCUUUGACAAACUAUUUCAGUUGCUGUGAGCCCUUGGGCUUUGAGGUAUCCUCAAAAGAAAAGAGGCCUCCUUGGGUAUUAUGCAAAAAAAAAAAAAAGCAAAAUUUGCAUUUUUUCAAGGAAGAGAAAAGACUGUCAAAGAAAAGGUUUAAAGAAGAAAGAAUAACAGUUGUGGUACAGAUGAGAGGGCUGUGGGUAAACAAAAAUGACCAAAGGAAAACAUCAUUAGGUCAUUUCCUGAGCAGGAGCCAUGCCAACUUCCUCCUCGGUCUCCUCUAUGAAAUGUUCAGUAAAACUUUACAUUUCUCUUCACCCUUUUUAUUGAGUAGGUUCUUCAGGAGGAAUAUGCAUUGGAAUAGGCCUUGAAUUUCCCAAGCCAAGUGGUAUGUAGUCAAAUAGGAACAGCUUUUGAGAACACAGAGCUGGAAAGAAACGCACAUCUGCAUUUGAGUUGUAUUCAAAUGUAGGACAAAUGAAUCUUCAUAAAUUCCUUCAUUCUUGAAAAGUUAUGUAACCUAAGUGUGUAUAAACUAAUGUUUCUAAUCUCAGUUCCUAUCACACAGUGCUCAGAGAAUCAACAACAAAAGAUACAAGGAGCACAUUUAAAGAAUAAUAUGGCAGGCUAAAUGUGGUAGCUCACAGCUGUAAUCCCAGCUACUUGAGAGCCUGAGAUUAAGAGACUCUGAGUUUAAGGCCAAAACAGUCAAAAAGUUAGUAAUCUAUAUUUCAAAGAGUAAACCAAAUAUAGUGAUUUGGUACAAUAAUCCCAGCUACAUAGUAGGCAGAGGUGGAAGUAUCAGGAACCAAGUUUGGACCUGGGAAAAAGCAGGACAACUUAACUAAAAAAUAACUAAAAAUCAAAAAGGGCUAGUAGUAUGGCUCAAGUGAUAGA